CAUUUGUGUUUCAGGUGUAGAGAGGAGAGUAAACAGGGAGCGGGGCUUUUGUCUGUUGGUCUCCCUGGACUGAAGAGAGGGAGAAUAGACGCCCAAGACUAAGAUUCUCAAAAUGGUUUAUUACCCAGAACUCUUUCUCUGGGUCAGUCAAGAACCAUUUCCAAACAAGGACAUGGAGGGAAGGCUUCCUAAGGGAAGACUUCCUGUCCCAAAGGAAGUGAACUACAAGAAGAACGAUGAGACAAACGCUGCCGCCCUGACUCCACUGGGCAGCAGUGAACUCCGCUCCCCAAGAAUCAGUUACCUCCACUUUUUUUAAUCGUAACACCUCCAUUUGUAUUACAUACGGUGUAUGGGUAUUGAUGAGGUCAUGGUACCACAUAUGGGAUUUUUUUCUGUGUAAAUCAUUAAGUAUAAGAGGAAACUAUGGGACUCUGAGCCUUGCUUUAGAGAAUUUACAGUGGACAAAUAGGUAUCAUCAAACCAGUUUUUAAUCAUUCUGACCCAAGUGAAAAUGCUCAAUUUCACACUGUGAAUCCACGUUUACAACCCUUACAGGUGGGCCUUCAGGCCUGGUUCGCUACAACAAUGUCUUCCACAACUCAAACUCCCACCGCGUUCACACAACCAGUCCACUCCUGCCUUUUCACUCACACAGCUCCCGACCGCUUCUUGCAGAGGCUGAGAGUCCCCCCUUUUUUUUUCAUUUAGAUGUAACAAACCUAGUAGUUUA
Molecule: messenger RNA, 733 nt
Organism: Pan troglodytes (chimpanzee)
Lineage: Eukaryota; Metazoa; Chordata; Mammalia; Primates; Hominidae
Product: neuronal regeneration-related protein-like
Exons: 1
Coding region: 113-319 (68 amino acids)
Biological process (GO): regulation of transforming growth factor beta receptor signaling pathway; axon regeneration; regulation of neuron differentiation
Source: RefSeq, a predicted model, not a curated record